This is a messenger RNA of Eubalaena glacialis (North Atlantic right whale), 634 nucleotides long. Its product is annotated as protein POLR1D-like. Lineage: Eukaryota; Metazoa; Chordata; Mammalia; Artiodactyla; Balaenidae. The record is from RefSeq and is a predicted model, not a curated record. The transcript is spliced from 3 exons. The coding region runs from base 58 to 426 and encodes 122 amino acids.
GGGACAGCGCCUCCGGCCCGCCAGCACCACCUGAGGAUCCCGGAAGUCGCCCCCGCCAUGGAAGACGACCAGGAGCUGGAGAGGAAAGCAAUAGAAGAACUGCUUAAAGAGGCAAAACGUGGGAAAACAAGAGCAGAAACGAUGGGACCUAUGGGCUGGAUCAAGUGUCCUCUGGUUGGUACAAAUAAAAGAUUUCUAAUUAACACAAUUAAGAACACACUGCCCUCCCAGAAAGACCAAGACCACGAACAAAAAGAGGGCAGUAAGGAACCUGCGAAAAGCCAGGACCAGAAGGAGGAAAGCCGGCAGAAGCACAGAACCCACCCAUACAAGCACAGCGGCCACGCUCGAGGCCCUGCCCGUCGUUCUCCGCCGGGGAAGCGGGGCAGCCCGGAGAAGUCCCAGAAGCGGUCCAGCAAGAGGUGAGGCAGGGACGCAGGGUGAGCGCGACCGUCCCAGCACCCGGGCUUGGGCUGGUGCAGAGAUGGGGCUGAGGACGGCCCGCGCUGGCAGCGCAAACACCCAAGAGGGAUCUUCCAGCAGGGCCGCUGUUGUGACAGAGGAAGAUCACCAGAGGCUCCAAGGAAAGAGUUCAAAGGGAGCGCUCUGAAGAUGUCUUGGCAAGUUUAAGCUG